GAGUCUAUACUGAAGCCAAACAAACUAGAAAAGAAUCUCUCAAAACUUCUUUCCUCUCUCUCUCUCUCUCUCGCUCUGAAAAUUCCAUAAAUCUUCCAUGCUCGAUCCUCCUUGAUUCUUCUUCUUCACUAUUUAUUCAUCUUCGUCUCUCACUCUCCGUGUAAAUCUACAUCACUCGCUUUCUUUGGCGUCCUUUGAUUUUGGUGGUUUUUCUUCUUGUAAUGGCGAUCGAGGAAGACAGCGAGAGCUGCGGUAGUCGACCCGCGCAGUCGCACCCUCCUCCCCAGCAAAGGCAUAAAAUGGAGGUGUACAAAGAUGUGCUUCGUAGAAUCCAGGACUUGAAUUGUCAGGAGGCCAACCUUGUCGGCUUCGAAGAUCAGCUCUGGCUCCAUUUCAAUCGUCUCCCUGCUCGUUAUGCAUUGGAUGUGAAUGCGGAGAGGGCAGAGGAUGUGCUGACUCAUAAAAGACUACUGCAAUUGGCAGAAGAUCCUGCUAAUCGACCAGCAUUUGACGUUCGUCUGGUGCAGGUUUAUCCCAUUGCAAGUGGAAAUUCCAUUGAUUCCGUGCAUUCAGAUUCUUCAAUGAAAGAAGAUGCACAGAGUUCUUAUAAUAACUUUAGCAGACAGGGGAUCCAUCCACCACCUACCUUUGGUUCAUCUCCGAAUCUUGAAUCACUUUCCCUUCAAGCCAGUAGAGGUCAUGUUGAAGAUGGAGACAGUGCCAUGAGUGUCACGCCAUCCUUUCCUAUGCGUAUGCACGAGAUUACGUUUUCAACAGUUGACAAGCCCAAACUCCUAAAUCAGUUGACUUUGUUACUCUCUGAGAUUGGACUGAACAUUCGAGAAGCUCAUGCAUUUUCGACCUUGGAUGGGUUCUCUCUGGAUGUCUUUGUCGUUGAUGGUUGGCCUUUUGAGAAAACUGAGGAGCUUAAAGAUGCAUUGGAAAAAGAAAUUUUGAUGUCUAAGGAGCAAUAUUGGUCCAAAGAGCAUUCGGUUUCAACUGAGAACCAGACGAGGAUUGAAACCUCUUCUAAUUGCAUAGAAAUACCGAGUGAUGGAACUGAUGUCUGGGAGAUCGAUGCCAGACAGCUGAAAACUGGAAACAAAGUUGGAUCUGGGUCAUUUGGUGAUCUGUAUAAAGGCACAUAUUUUAGUCAGGAAGUGGCUAUCAAAGUUCUCAAAACUGAGCGUGUCAACCGGGAGAUGCUUCGAGAGUUUUCCCAGGAAGUAUAUAUAAUGAGGAAAGUCCGUCACAAGAAUGUUGUGCAAUUCAUAGGCGCAUGUACGCAACCUCCAAACCUAUGCAUUGUGACUGAAUUUAUGUCACGAGGAAGUGUCUAUGACUUUCUGCAUAAACAGAAGGGUGUAUUUAAGCUUCCAUCUCUACUCAAAGUAGCAAUUGAUAUUUCCAAGGGAAUGAAUUAUUUACACCAAAAUAAUAUAAUCCACCGGGACCUCAAGACUGCCAAUCUUCUGAUGGAUGAAAAUGAAGUCGUUAAGGUUGCCGAUUUUGGGGUUGCCAGAGUGAAGGCUCAAUCUGGAGUGAUGACAGCAGAAACUGGAACGUAUCGUUGGAUGUCUCCUGAGGUCAUUGAACAUAGAGCAUACGAUCACAAAGCAGACGUCUUCAGCUUUGGAAUUGUACUUUGGGAGCUUCUAACUGGAGAACUCCCCUAUUCCCAAUUAACCCCAUUGCAAGCAGCCGUUGGUGUGGUGCAAAAGGGUUUACGGCCUUCAAUCCCAAAAAACACUCGCCCAAGACUUGCUGAACUGUGUGAGAGGUGCUGGCAGCAAGAUGCAGCUCAAAGACCUGAUUUCUUUGAAAUUCUAGAAAUCCUUCAGCAAAUAUCUGAUGAGGUUCGGAAGGAGGGAGUAUACAGUAGCAGCAGGGAUAUUAAAGCACCUGGAGGCUUCUUUUCAGCACUCAGGAAGGGGCACCAUUGAAAGUAUUUUUAAUGCUCUGCAUCUACUGCAUUAUCGGAUUGUGUAGGCAGGCCAUUUUCCAUUUGCUUAUGCAUGAAUUUGCCUUUGUACAGUAUUUUUCCCCAGGAAGGAACUAACCCUAGUUAUCUUGUAUUUCCUUUUCCUUGUAAAUUUAGAAGCAUAAAUACAUCUAUACUUAAAAAGUUUUUCUUGCUGACGAACAUAAAUAUCCAAAUGUAUUGGAAAAUUGCACU
Molecule: messenger RNA, 2176 nt
Organism: Juglans microcarpa x Juglans regia
Lineage: Eukaryota; Viridiplantae; Streptophyta; Magnoliopsida; Fagales; Juglandaceae
Product: serine/threonine-protein kinase STY17-like
Exons: 16
Coding region: 222-1943 (573 amino acids)
Biological process (GO): protein phosphorylation
Molecular function (GO): protein kinase activity; ATP binding
Source: RefSeq, a predicted model, not a curated record